AUGAAACUAUCAAUUGUUGUAUUGUCAUCGAUAUUGGCUGUUUGCUCGGUUACUACAGCCAUCCCGGUCAAUCCCAGUGCAGCUGCAAGUGCCGGAGCUAGCACUUCAACCGUCAUUCCCAGUGCACAAGUUAUACCUCCAAUUGAUUUUAGCAACUUUUCAGAUAAGGAUAUGAAGUUGAUCAAAGAGUACACACAGGCGAAGAAAGAUUAUGAUAAUGCAGAGGAAAUGCAGAAGUUGACACAAUCUAAAAUGCAUGUUCAAGAAAAAUUGGUAAAACGGCUGAAUAAAAAAAUUAAAAAGCUGCCACGUAAAUCUCAGAUUAGCGAGAAUGGUUCAAAGCACAGCGAAAAGCUCCAGGAACUUGAAGAUAAACUUGAACAAGAACGAAAAACUCUCUAUGAACUUAUAAAGAUGCAGCGGCAUUUCGAUUUGUUUAAUCUUACUUUCAAAUUAGGUAAAACCAAAGCGCAGCUUCUAAAUCGCUUGUUUGGGAAAAAUCAGUAUCAACCAUUCGAAUAUUACACGAGAUUUUUGGAAUCAGAUCCCGAGUUUACAAAACUCGUCAAAACAUUUAGCAAUUCUGCACCAAGCCAACAGUUAGGAUCCCAACAAGACUCUACUAGUGGAGCUCAUAGUUCAUCACAACAUCAUAAAAGUCCAUCAUCAUCAAGCGAAACGUCUACAGUCCAACCCACUCAAGCAUCAUCCAGCACACAAAAGGCUUCCAAAUCUUCUCGUUUACAGAAAGUUUAUCGCGAAAUUAAAGAUGGAUUUGAAUUAGGCUGGAAUCAAGACAAAAGUGGUGAUCGCAAACUAUUGAUUGAUUCGAAUACUAAUUUGGACUGA
Molecule: messenger RNA, 849 nt
Organism: Batrachochytrium dendrobatidis JAM81
Lineage: Eukaryota; Fungi; Chytridiomycota; Chytridiomycetes; Rhizophydiales
Exons: 1
Coding region: 1-849 (282 amino acids)
Source: RefSeq, a predicted model, not a curated record